Sorex araneus (European shrew) is the source of this 2686-nucleotide messenger RNA. It is a transcript of the gene GABRE, whose product is annotated as gamma-aminobutyric acid type A receptor subunit epsilon. Gene Ontology annotation, cellular component: postsynapse; neuron projection; GABA-A receptor complex. The record is from RefSeq and is a predicted model, not a curated record. The transcript is spliced from 9 exons. NCBI's taxonomy places the organism in Eukaryota, Metazoa, Chordata, Mammalia, Eulipotyphla, Soricidae. Gene Ontology annotation, molecular function: GABA-gated chloride ion channel activity; benzodiazepine receptor activity; inhibitory extracellular ligand-gated monoatomic ion channel activity. The coding region runs from base 57 to 1583 and encodes 508 amino acids. Gene Ontology annotation, biological process: gamma-aminobutyric acid signaling pathway; nervous system process; signal transduction.
GCCGCCAGACCGUGCGCUGCGACGUCCUCAGGACAGUCGCCCCGGUCCCCGCCACGAUGUUAGCGAAAGUUGUGCGUGUGCUUCUGGUCGUGACAACGAUCCUGGCAGUGGGGAUAAAAGCACCACAUAUUACAUCCAAAAUUAAACCCACUGCUCCAAAUGUCGUCUAUGGCCCCAUGCCCAAGCCCCCUGCAGAGAAGAAGCCUUCACCUGAGAAAAAAGAAUCUUAUGGUGCCACUCCUGUCGUAAACAAGAGAAUGUUAGAAGCAACUAGAAUCCUGGACAACAUGCUGGCAAACUAUGACAGCUCACUGCGCCCUGGCAUUGGCAAGGAACCCACUGUGGUCAACUUUACGUUCAUAAUACAUUCAUUUGGUCCACUCUCUGUUGUAAACAUGGACUAUACCAUCGACGCCACCUUUCAUCAAACUUGGUAUGAUGAACGCCUCCGUUUUACUGGCAGCUUUGAGAACGUUCUUUUGAAUAGGCACUGGGUGAGCCAGUUAUGGCUCCCAAAUGUUGAUAUCAAAAAUUUUAAGAGGAGCCAAUAUCAAGGUCAUGACAUGAACACUCGUAUGGUCCGCAUCUACAAAAAUGGCAUGGUGCUGCACACAGCUAGGAUGAUAAUUGAUAUUGGAUGCCCAAUGCAAAUGGACAAAUUUCCACUGGAUUCUCACUCUUGCCCUCUGUCUUUCUCUAGUUUUUUCUAUUCUAAUAGUGAGGUGAUCUUUAAUUGGAAAAAGCUAGACUUUAACACCACUGCUGCCUGGAAGCUAUUCGAGUUUGAGCUCCAAGGAGUGAGCAACAGCACUGAAGUCAUGAAUACCGAGAUUGGUGAAUACACAGUAACAACAUUUUACUUCCAUAUAAGGCGCCAACUGGGCUUUCUGACCCUCCACCGCUAUAUCCCUUGUUCAUUGUCCACUAUGCUCUCCUGGUUUGCCUUUUGGAUCAAUAAGGAUUUUUCUUCUGCCAGGAUUUCUCUAGGGAUUACUGCUAUUCUCACUUUGUCCACGAUAAGCAGCUUCAUCAAGAAAAGAGUACAAAACCCGACCUGCAGCACUCUCUUGGAUUUCUAUGUUGCCACUUGCUUCGCUUUUUCCUUCUGUUCUCUGUUGGAGUUUGCUCUGAUUACCUUCGUGACUUACAAACGAAACAAACUCCGUGUUCUGAAAAUUCGCCAUUCUCGUUCCAUUAUGCGGAUGUACAUCUCUGCUCGGGACCGUAUCUAUCUCCGUGCCCGAGCCCAUGUCGCCGCACUUCCCCAUCCUGAAGGUUUGGUGAUGGAUUUUGACAGCAGUGAUGAGGGUGAGGAGCAGCAGUGGCGGGUGGAGGGAGAGUGGGAUCGCCUCGCUUGCCCUAGACAGGUGGCUGAUCAUCCUGGCAUUGCCCACCUCCCUGCGAGCUCCCGCAAGUGGUACCAGAAGUUCUUAUGCACCUUCGACUCCUGCCCUGGUGGGAUAUGGCAGGAGGGCCGCAUCUAUAUCCAUGUCUACCGCCUGGAUUCCUACUCACGAAUUUGCUUCCCACUGGCCUUCUUAAUUUUCAAUAUUAUCUACUGGUCUUUUUGCCUGAAAUAUUAGGUGCUAGCUGACACUUACACCGUGGGGCAGCCUCCCCAGUUCCUCUGGAGGUCCCACAUCCCUAAGGGAGUUUGGAUGAGACAGCAGCAGCAAAAGAAACCAGAGAGUAUCUUUCCUCCACCCUUCCAGUUAGGAACUGGCAGAGAAUUGGUCUUUGCAAGCAUCUAUUAAUUGCUUUUCUCUUACUGACACCUCCUGAAGAUGCUGGGCAACAGGAGAACAGUGCGGGAGGACCCAAGUCUUUAGUUCUGGUUCUUACUGUGUUGGUUUUCCCCCUUGCCCCAUUUCCCUGUAGAGAGAGUGACCUGGGGAUAUCCAUUUAGGAACAGGGGAUCCAGCAACUGAACAUCUUUGAAAUAGUAACCCUCCCACUGCUGCUGUGGCACCUUCCUGUCUCCACUCAGGCCCUCCCUUCAUCCUUCAUCUGGACUACCAUUUCAGUACCAUACAUAUAUAGAGAUACAGAUAUAGAUAGAGAGAUGUGUGUGAUAACAGGAAUAACCCUCUAUUUUGUAUUCCUCCUUCCUUCUUGACUGACCCCUGUGACUCUCUGUAACUUCCCCAGUGACUUUCCUAGUCCUGCCUCACAGUCCAGGCCAUGGUGGUUUUUUGGGGCCAAGAAAUAAAGCAGGCAUUUCCUACGCAACCUACAGAUACUAUAAGAGUGUUCUAGCCCUUCAGCCCCUGAGCCUCUGCAUGGACCUCCUGUUCUACCUGGGGCACUUGCAUUAUCAUAAUAAACCAAUUGAAUUCUCUUAAAUGUAUAUAGCCCUUCACCUGUUACAAAGCUCUUCUGAGAAAUUACUUUUAUCUUGAACUUUAUCAUAGCCCUGUAAUGUACCCAGGACAAUUCUUAUUCCCAUUUUGUGGAUGAGAGCCUUGAAUCACAGAUUUCAGUGGGACAGUGGCUGUUACUGGAAACUACCCAGUAACCCACCACCACCUUCUAGGUUAGAAGACAGGACUAGCUAGACAGCUCUUUCUACCAUGACUACUCUUGGGUCUCUGUUGGCACCCCAAAACAGAACCUAUCCUGGCUCUGGUAACCCAGUGAAGUGAAUUUGUAAAUGCCCCAAUUCUUGUAUUUGUGGAAUGAAAUCUCU